Molecule: messenger RNA, 618 nt
Organism: Mizuhopecten yessoensis (Yesso scallop)
Lineage: Eukaryota; Metazoa; Mollusca; Bivalvia; Pectinida; Pectinidae
Exons: 6
Coding region: 1-591 (196 amino acids)
Source: RefSeq, a predicted model, not a curated record
AUGCGUUGCAGUGCGACACAUGUAGCAGAUGGCAACACAGGACAUGUGAUACUGGUUGAUCAGGAGUUCCUUGGAUGUCCAGAUUUCGUCAUCGGUGACGUGAGUGCGGAUGGCCAGCGACACCUGAUGUUCGCCACUCAGACCCAGUUGAGCCUUCUCAGACAGGCUCGCCGAUGGGAGGUUACAAAGUAUAUGGAUGGGACCUUUAAGAUCAGAAAGGAGCCAUUCACUCAACUAUGGAGCAUACAUGCAUUCCUUCAGAAAGACGAGUGUUUGAAGCAGGUGCCGCUAGUGUUCGUGUUGAUGUCUCGACAACGAGCACAGGACUACGUUGCUGUUCUUCGUCGACUCCUGGAGGUCCUCGGGGAUCCGGCAGUGGAGGGAGCAGUGAUGGACUUUGAGUCCGCCUGUUGGAACGCCGUCAGAACCGUCCUUCCAGGAGUGGAUCUUCGGGGCUGUUCUUUCCACUCGUGCCAGGCUGUGAUGAGGAAGGUGGCGAAUCUCGGACUCAGGACAACCUAUAUGAAACGUGAAGGUGUUCAUUGCUUCAUCAGGAAACUCCUGGCACUUCCCUUCCUGCCUGCCACCUAGAUCGAGCCAGCCUUUGCUCGGAUGAUG